This is a messenger RNA of Chara braunii, 1999 nucleotides long. Lineage: Eukaryota; Viridiplantae; Streptophyta; Charophyceae; Charales; Characeae. The record is from the annotation of a GenBank genome assembly.
UGGUUGCCAUGUCAGCAGGCCACGUCAGCAGUACACGGCAUUGGUAAGUAGCCACGUCAGCAGGCCACAACGGCAGGACACGUCAGUGCAUGGUGCUCACCUGCUCAAAGACAAGCGGCAUGCAGCAGCAGCCAGGCGAGACUACCGAGGCCUAUGAUGCCCGCAUGCUGGACAUGGUAGCCGAGUACAAGCAACGGGCAGCUGCGGCAACGCCCGCACGUAAGAAGGAAGACGAUGAAGCAGAGGAACAGCGUCGACUCGCUGAACAGCAGCGACAGGCGGACGCUGAGGCAGCAGCUACGGCCGCAGAUGAACGCCGUCGACUACGCCGAGACAAACUCCUCGGAUGCGAGGGGGAUAUCGAGGUGAUCGCCGGCGAAUGGGCAGUGGCUGCUGAAGAGGAGGGUGCCCCCUCUGCUGUGCGUGGCCUUGCAACCACAAUCGAACAUGUGAGCGACUUGGUCGCCACCUGUGCAGCACAGCAAGAGGACAUCCUCUGCAUGGACACCCUGGUCCGGAAGCAGAUUCGCGUUAUCGAUGAAUUGCUUGACCGGGUACAUCGGCUGGAACAGCAGCUUGCAACAGCCACCCCCGCCGCACCCUCCAACUUGGCGGAUCGCAUCAACGUCUUGGAGAUCGACGUCGAGACUCUCAAGGACGGCACCAUAACGACAAAUCAGCGGAUUGACCAGCAGAUUUGCGCUGCCGCAACCAGUCCUACCGCGACCACUCGUGAGAGCAUUCCCAAGUUUGACGGCCUCCCGAUCUUCUGCGAUGCAACGAAGACGGACCCGAUCCCUUGGUGGCGUCAGUUUGAGCUGAAGUUGGACAUUCACCACGUCAUCAAUCCGAACCGACACUCGUACUUGUACUCCCGUUCGGGAGGUGCGUGCCAGGCAUGGCUGGACAACAUGUUGUCGAUGCACAACGUCGCAGUCUCCGAGCUGCAUACGAAGAUCAGCUGGGCUGAUCUCAAGGCAGCAUGGCAUAAGCGGUUCCAAGUGGAGCCGCCCGAGCUUCAGGCAGCCGAGAAACUUCAACGGUUCUAUCAGAACGACCUGCCAAGCACGGACUGGAUCACCGAGUACCAACGCUUGGCAUCCACGCCUAACUUGCCGUCGACAUUCGUCACUAUCAAGCACGUCUUCAUCAGAAGGAGCUGCCCGGCGUUGCAGAACGCCUUAACGCAAGUUACGGAGACGCUCACCACAAGUGAGCAGCUUUUUGACAAAGCCUCGCAGAUCAUCCUGACGAACAUUGAGGCCAAGAAUUUGGGCCAUUCGUCUGCUGCAGGCCAGGGCAGAGGACAGCAUCGGCCGAAAGUGGCAGUGGUCGCAGCAACUACAGCGACCAACAUUUCAAACGAGACCGCCUCUUCUGAGGAAGGAGACAGAUUGGCAGCCGCCCGGGAUGGUGCCCGCCCCGCCAGAGGGCGAGGACGCGGCAAACCGAAGACACACACCACUUCAGCCCCCGGGGCCGGACCAGCGGCUCAAGAGCCUUGGACACAUUACGGUAUCUCGGAAGGCGUGUACCGCAUCCGUUCUAAGUACCGAUAUUGCUUAUGGUGCAAGAGCGCGGUGCACGACACCGCAACGUGCCCCACACCGGUCCAAGCCAAAUGCCCUUCGGGAAAGCGAGCACCGUCGAGAGUGAUGCGACUGCACUCUCGACGCCUCCGAAAUCGGUUGCUUCGCGAGCGACCUCUCUUCAUUCCGAGGCACAUGCGGAAGUCGACAGUCCUCUCUUGUAUUCUUAUGAGGACUAUGAUGCCCGGCUCGUUCUUUCGCUGGGUUCUCAAGCUCAAGGACAAGAUGUGUGUGCGGCUUCUUCUCCGUCCGGCAACAGCAACAAUAGAUCGUCUUCAAGUGGCUCUUCAAGGGAUUCGACGCACGAGUUCAACAUAGAGGUCUUGGACCCGUUGACGUCCGAGGACUUUGCAUGGCUUCCUCUCCCUUCCACAGGCUGCUUGCCGUGACCGCAAUGCGCAGCACUAUGC